This is a messenger RNA of Choloepus didactylus (southern two-toed sloth), 4637 nucleotides long. It is a transcript of the gene FAM8A1, whose product is annotated as family with sequence similarity 8 member A1. The coding region runs from base 125 to 1360 and encodes 411 amino acids. The record is from RefSeq and is a predicted model, not a curated record. Lineage: Eukaryota; Metazoa; Chordata; Mammalia; Pilosa; Megalonychidae. The transcript has 5 exons.
GCUUCCGGUGGCGGAUUGUUGACGCCUGCGGCAGCUGCGGUGGCGAUCAGGCCGUUGGGGAGGGGCCCUCCAGGGAGGGAGACCGCGCAGUGACAGGUACUGCCGGGGUGCCGCAGAGGCGACGAUGGCAGAGGGGCCGGAGGAAACCCGAGGCCGCCCUCCCGGGCAGGAUGACGGCGGAGGGGACCACAAACCCAACCCUUCCCUGAGAGGCCCUCCCGCCGCCGCCGCCGCACACCCCCGAGACGGGCCGCAGGCCGAACCCCAGACCCCGGGCGGGCCCCCAGCCCCGGGCCUCGUGCCCGCUGAGUUGUGUGAGCCGCCGCGCGGCCCGGGAAAGCGCGAGGAGGAGACCUCCGGCCCUGGCGCGGGGUUGCAGGAGCCCACCGGCUGCGAGGCGCCCGAGGCCGCGGCUUCGCGGGAGAGGCCGGCACGGCUGAGCGCCCGCGAGUACUCACGGCAGGUGCACGAGUGGCUGUGGCAGUCCUACUGCGGCUACCUCACCUGGCACAACGGCCUCGCCGCCUUCCCCGCCUAUUGCAACCCCCAGCUGCCCCCACCGAGCUAUCCCUCCGGCGGCGCUGUCUCUUCCCCGCAAGCUGCGGCGCCGCCGCUCCCGCAGCUGGGCUAUUACAACCCAUUCUACUUCCUGAGCGCCGCGGCCACCGGUCCUGACCCCGGGGCUACUACCGGCCUCACCACCCCGGCUCCAGUCGCCGGCCUGGGACCCCGGGCUCCUCACCUGCAAGGAUCCGUCAGGGCAACUCCAGUGGCGAGAGUAGGAUCCGCUGCCCCCUCACGGACCCCGAGCGAGACCGGGCGGCAGGCAGGCAGAGAGUAUGUUAUUCCAUCCUUGGCUCACAGAUUUAUGGCAGAGAUGGUGGAUUUCUUUAUCCUGUUCUUUAUAAAAGCAACCAUUGUCUUAAGUAUUAUGCACCUCAGUGGAAUAAAGGAUAUCUCUAAGUUUGCUAUGCAUUAUAUAAUAGAAGAAAUAGAUGAAGACACAUCAAUGGAAGACUUGCAGAAAAUGAUGGUUGUGGCUCUUAUAUACAGAUUAUUAGUUUGUUUCUAUGAGAUAAUUUGCAUUUGGGGAGCAGGUGGAGCCACCCCAGGGAAGUUCCUGCUAGGGCUUCGAGUUGUGACAUGUGAUACGUCAGUGCUUAUUGCACCAAGUCGGGUUUUAGUGAUUCCUUCCUCAAAUGUUAGCAUUACAACGUCCACUAUACGAGCUUUGAUCAAGAAUUUUUCUAUUGCUUCUUUUUUCCCUGCUUUCAUCACACUGCUGUUUUUUCAGCAUAAUCGAACAGCCUAUGACAUUGUGGCAGGAACCAUUGUGGUAAAAAGAAAUGGGGUCAGAUGAUGUCCCCAGAAGCCCUGAAUUCCACACUCUGGAAUAGUGACAAGACUAAAUUAUGUACCGAGGCCAUCAGUAUCCUUGGAUCACAUUAAUUGAUGAUUUAGAAAUUAAAGCAGUCGCUCCAGUGUGAUGCAGGUGACUAUUCUGAAAGUAUUGAUUUUACUUGAAUGCCAAAGAACUUUCCAGAAGAAAAAUGGUACUUGUUAAAUUAAAGUGUUAAGAUUUUUAGAUGAAACAGAAAGUAGUUGGUUUCAUAAUCAACAAUGGACAAUAUAUACUUCCUUAAUCGCUAAAGCAUUAGAAUUUGCUGGAAGCAUUUUCAGCUUUGAAAUCUCCAAUGAAAUUUCUAAAAUUUAUUUUGGUUUUUUCCCAAAAUGAUGGAAAAUGUUCAGUUUGUGUUUUGUAAACACCUACAUAAUUCAUCUUUUAGUUAACACUUCUUGAGGAAAUUGUCUUUAUUUUGGCAGGGAGUGAGGGGGUGGAUACAUUUAUUUGAUGAUCCACUUAUUUCCCAUCUCAGGAGGUGGUGAGUUCAGCUGUAACACAGAGGGGCAAGUAAGACAAGCCUAGCAGUUCCCUUACCUGAAGUUUAAAAAUCUGUACUGCAGUUUACUUUGGGAAUGAUGUAACUUUACUACUAUUCUUAGUAUGUUUAAACAUAUAUUUGGGGGCAAGUUUUGCAUGAUGAUGAAAACUAUUAAGUUGUAAUGCUGUCUUAUUAUUGAUUUUUUUUUUAAAGAAAAAGUAAGUUAGUGACUGCUUUUAAUGGAGGAGAGGGGGAGUCAAGUUUCACUGUAAAUUUAACUUAAAAUUCAUGUGCAAGUGUUUUCACUGCCCUAAAUCAAACUAUAAAUAUAUGGGGAAAAAUUACAUCCAUGUAUUUACUGUAAAACAAUAUCCCCAGUAUGUGUGCAGCAUGAAGAAAGUAUUAGUGCUUUUCAGUGUUUUGAAUAUGAGUGUAACUUCUCUUUAUACACAGGAUAUUCACACACUAGUUUCCCUUUAUAUUUCAUAGUUCCACGACUACUGAAACAUCAAACAGAGAAUCUUACUAUUUAAUGAUUAACUUUAAAUAGUAGCCUGUGAAAUAUUUGCAGUUUUCCCAUUUUGAACUCUAAAACAAGGGAGUAUCAUUUCCAGACAUUCUAAGUUCAUUUGGUUCUGUAUGCCAAAAGCUCGCUUUAGGCCUCCUAGGGAUAAAGUUUGGGGGGAAAUUUGUUAAACAAAGUAAUACGUUGUGUAUUGUCAUUUUAAUUUAUUAUUCCAUUGAAACAGAGCUGUGGGGUUUGUGUGUGUGUGUGCUUUUGUUAUCUGUGUUAAGAUAUACUAGAACUCUUCAUAGUUUAAGUUUUAUUUCUAAGGCAUUUUCUCCAGCUCUGGUAUUUUCCUUAAAAACACUAAACCGUAUUGGACAGUUCAUAAUUAAAUUGUUUUAGGAGUCAAUCUAGGCUUUGUUCUUGGUCUUAAAUCUAAUAGCAAAUGCAAGAUGCAUCUAUAUUAUCACUGUAUCAAUUUUUUAAGUGUUUUACUUUGACUUUUAAAAAUGUGAAGAGAGAUUCACAUUUGAUGUUUAUGGAAACUAACAAUAUCCUUAGACCUUUUUAUUGUAAAAUUUCAUAAACCAUGUUUUUCACAAUUUUAUAUUAAAUCCAACUUCACAGAAAGCCUAUUAAGUGUGUCAAAUUACUAAAUCAGUCAUUCACACUUGUGGCCUCUGGGAAGAUAAAUAACUUAAGUGUUACAAGGUCCUUAUACUUUAAAAAAAAAAUAGAAAUUAGGAAAUGCUACAUAAAUUUAGCAUUUGGUAGUGUAUAAAUUAGCAUGGGUGCAUACACUUUUGCCAUUGAUUAGGGAAUUGAGCUCCCUGACUGAAGGACAUCUUUGAUUUGUAAUUCCCUCUUGGAUAAAUGAAUGGUACACCAUUUAGGCCAUUUUUAUUUAUGUAGUAAAACAGGAACAAACAAGUAGUCCAAUUUAAUUUGUUAUACUUCCGUAUUACAAAUUUGCUAUAUAUGAGUCAUUCAGGUUAGUAUCUAUGUAGGUUCAUUCACAUCCAACUUUGGAUUCAAGUGUAUUAGCAACUGAAAUAUACAGAAGUAUGUCUACCUUUGCAGCAAAAUCCAAGUUUGUUUCUAUUUGUGAAUUUAACACUUGGUAAUGAGAAUUUAAUUUCCAAAGAGCUGACAAAAUGACAGAACAUGGGAGAAGUAGAAACCAGGCCUUGGUGCCACAUUUUUUUUCCUGGGGUGGGGGGAGGGAACUCCUUUUCAAAAUGCUUUUCUAUUUAACAUUUUGCAUUAACAAUUACUGAUGUUCUGUGUCAAAGUAUAAUUCUCAUGCUGAAGCUCUAGCCUAGAACAGCAAAAGAAAGUUGUUUUCAUAGAUGUACAAGCAUAACGUCACUUUUACAAGAUAAGUAAUAAGGGAACAAUGUUUAGGAGUGAAGCUGAGUAUUAUUUCAGUGAGCAUGCCCUAAGUUAAAACCUGUACAUAGGACCCCAGAAUUGGCAGUUAACUUAGGCAUCACAGAGUCUCAGAGAACCUAUCACUAAGAGUAGCUGGGUGGCCUGAGAAAAGAGUGGCUACAAAGCUAAGUAAUGUUCAUGUUGGAGACAGAGCUGUGCCCAAAUAGACAAGUGUGAAUGGACUGCAAGCCUUGCUUUUAGACUACUGUGACUAUGGAAUAAAACCCAGCAACUUUUGCAUAGUAACUUGCCAUUGGCCAGUAUUAUAAAAAAGUAUUGCCCAACUGAUAACUGGUUUAGUAGCUACCUCUUUCUGCUUAAUUUUAACUUUUUACCUUCCAAUUUCACCCAAAUAUCUGAGAUUGGAAAAAAUGCAUUAGAGUCUUCACUGUUUCAGAUGACAGUAAAAAUUGUUUUACCUCCUACUUUAAAAAAAAAAAAAGUUUCCUUCAGCGACUCAUUUGGGUGUUUCACUUAUGCGUGAGCAUUUCCAUAAAGGGAAGGUAGAAAGGAGUUGAAAAUUAGACUACUUGCUACUUGGAAAUAAAGGGCUUUUUUAACAGCCCUUUAUUUACUGGAUAGGGUUAUUAAAAUUUCUCAUUCUACCUUGUCCUUAAUGAAACAGACUGUUAUUUCUUUUGAAGAAUAUGCCUAAGUGACAGCAGUAUUCCUAAAAUUUUACAGCUUGAAAAAAAUGUCAUUUCAGUUAUUGGUGGGUUCACACACACACACACACCCUUCCUCUAAUACCACACACACACACACUCACACACACACCCUUCCUCUAAUACCACACACACACACACACACAAUCA